This is a messenger RNA of Pangasianodon hypophthalmus (striped catfish), 2506 nucleotides long. RefSeq names its product zinc finger, RAN-binding domain containing 1a (gene zranb1a). Gene Ontology annotation, molecular function: K63-linked polyubiquitin modification-dependent protein binding; cysteine-type deubiquitinase activity. Bases 392 to 2305 code for a protein of 637 amino acids. The record is from RefSeq and is a predicted model, not a curated record. Gene Ontology annotation, cellular component: nucleus; cytoplasm. Lineage: Eukaryota; Metazoa; Chordata; Actinopteri; Siluriformes; Pangasiidae. Gene Ontology annotation, biological process: cytoskeleton organization; protein K29-linked deubiquitination; cell migration. The transcript is spliced from 10 exons.
CUCUCUCUCUCUCUCUCUCUCUCUCUGUCUCCACACGUCGCCGCCAUUAAAACACAUUUACACAAACUAGCGCUGCUUGGACAUGAAAAGCGGCUGUGUGAAAGGCUUUUAACCCUCAUCCAGGACUGAAAAUCGGGAUUUACAUGUGGCUUAGUGUUUUUGAGAGAACAGAUAAGAUGUAAAGUGGAGAAAAGAAGCGGCUGGCUUUGUUUUGGUCCUCAGUGUCCCAGAGAGAAGAGAAGAGAAGAGGAAGAGCAGGAGCAGGGGAAGCUUCAGCUUGGUGCUUGCUGGCACCCGCAGUGGUGUGAAAGUGUGUGUGUGUGUGUGUGUGUGAGAGAGAGAGAGUGUGUGUGUGUGUGUGUCUGGAGAGAGUGUGUGAGAGUGGACAGUCAUGACAGAUCCUCAUAUGAAGUGGGCGUGCGAGUACUGCACUUACGAGAACUGGCCCUCGGCUAUAAAGUGCACUAUGUGUCGAGCUCAGCGUCCCAGCGCCGCCAUCAUAGACGAGGAGCUGAACGAGUUUAAGAGUAACUCUGUGCACGGCGACGACUCGGGAACCAGCAGCCUGAUCAUCUGCCCUGAUUCCAGCGCCAGGCCUCGGGUGCGCCCGUUCCGUCCCUCCGAGCCCGUUAGCCACGCGUCCGUGUCGCACCCUAACGAGGAAUAUAACGAUAAAAACCGUCUGCACGCCCCGAAAUGGAGCUGCGCCAUGUGCACGUACGAGAACUGGGCGGAGACACGGAGCUGCGCCGUGUGCGAGCACCCGCGGCCUAACGAUGCGUCACCCGUCAUCACUAACGAGCAGGAGCAGGGAGGAUGGAGGACGCGGAGGACGAGGAUGUCUCCGCCCAUCUCCUCCGACCGGGACGCGGACUUCCACAUUCAGGACAUCGAGGUGGGAGCUCACGGCUGCGACAAGGACUUUAAAAAGCUCAAACAGAUCAAAAACCGAAUGAGGAAGAGCGACUGGAUGUUUCUCAACGCCUGUGUGGGAGUGGUGGAGGGAGACCUGGCUGCAGUGGAGGUGUAUAAAUCGUCGGGUGGAGACAUCGCUCGGCAGCUGACGUCAGAUGAAGUGCGUCUGUUAAACCGUCCCUCUGCCUUCGACGCCGGUUUCACGCUCGUCCACCUCGCUAUCCGUUUCCAGAGGCAGGACAUGCUCGCUAUCCUCCUCACCGAGGUAUCCCAGCAGGCGGUGAAGUGUAUCCCAGCGAUGGUGUGUCCUGAACUGACGGAGCAGAUCCGGAGAGAAAUCGCCGCCUCAGUACACCAGCGGAAAGGAGACUUCUCCUGUUACUUCCUCACUGACCUCGUCACCUUCACUCUACCAGCAGAUAUUGAAGAUUUGCCUCCUGCAGUUCAGGAGAAGUUGUUUGACGAACUGCUCGACCGUGAUGUACAAAAAGAGCUGGAGGAGGACGAUGCGGUGAUUAACUGGUCUCUGGAGCUGGGUUCUCGAGUGGACAGUCGUCUGUACGCUCUGUGGAACCGAACAGCCGGAGACUGUCUGCUCGACUCGGUGCUGCAGGCCACGUGGGGCAUCUACGACAAGGACAGCGUCCUCCGCAACACACUACACGACAGCCUGCACCACUGCUCGCACUGGUUCUACAGUCGGUGGAAGGAGUGGGAGUCAUGGUACUCGCAGAGUUUCGGGCUCCAUUUCUCCCUCAGAGAGGAGCAGUGGCAGGAGGACUGGGCCUUCAUCCUGUCCCUCGCCAGCCAGCCUGGUGCGAGUUUGGAGCAGACCCACAUAUUUGUUCUUGCUCACAUCCUGCGUCGGCCGAUUAUAGUUUACGGAGUGAAGUAUUACAAGAGUUUCCGUGGAGAGACGUUGGGCUACACCCGCUUUCAAGGUGUGUACCUGCCGUUGCUAUGGGAACAGAGCUUUUGCUGGAAAAGCCCUAUCGCCCUCGGUUACACGAGGGGUCACUUUUCAGCGCUGGUCGCCAUGGAGACUGACGGCUACGACAAUCGCGGCGCGGGCGCCAACCUCAACACGGACGAUGACGUCACGGUGACGUUCCUCCCGUUGGUCGACAGCGAGAGGAAGCUGCUGCACAUCCACUUCCUGUCAGCGCAAGAGAUGGGGAACGAGGAGCAGCAGGAGAAGCUUCUGCGCGAGUGGAUGGAUUGCUGCGUGACGGACGGAGGGAUGCUCGCUGCCAUGCAGAAGAGCAGCCGAAGGAGGAACCAUCCUCUCGUCACUCAGAUGGUGGAAAAAUGGCUGGACGGAUACCGACAGCUCCGCCCAUGCCCCGCCCUUUCAGACGGAGAGGAAGAGGAGGACGAGGAUGACGAGUGAUGAGUGACGGCGAGGGCGAAGGAUGAAGAUGAAGACCAGAGAGACAACAACAAUCGCCACUGAUUGAUAGACAUGUUAUUUCACGUCAGAUAGGAAGGGCCCUUUAUCAUUUCACACACACACACACACACACACACAAAAGAAAAAAAAAAAAAGUAGAUCGUUUUUACACCCUCAUUUCCCAUAAUGCAACGCAAGAAC